Messenger RNA from Dovyalis caffra, 1275 nucleotides. The record is from the annotation of a GenBank genome assembly. NCBI's taxonomy places the organism in Eukaryota, Viridiplantae, Streptophyta, Magnoliopsida, Malpighiales, Salicaceae.
AUGGGGUUGAAGUUUGCAAAGCAGGGGCCAGGAAAGGCUGGGAACUCAGAUUUGUCAGCUGCUCAACUUACAUUGAUCAAUUGUAUCACCAAGAGUAUUUAUAUUCGCAACUGGGUAUCCAAGCAUCGAAGACGGAUGCUUGUUGCCGGUUAUGAUCUUGACAUGUCUUAUAUCACAGGUCAUAUAUUGGCAAUGUCAUUCCCUGCAGAACGUAUGCGAGCAAUGUAUCGUAAUCCUCUGUGGCAGGUGAAAUCAGUCCUGGACAUGCGACACGGGGAUCAUUACAAGAUUUAUAAUUUGUGUAUUGAGGAAGCUUAUGAUCCAUCCCAUUUUCAUGGCCGUGUUGAGACAUAUCCUUUCGAUGACAACCAUGUCCCACCUCUUGAAAUGGUCAAGCUCUUUUGUGAGAAUGUGGAUUCAUGGCUAUCAUCUGACCCAAAAAAUAUCGCAGUCGUACACUGCAUGGCAGGCAAAGGUCGAACAGGCUUAAUGGUAUGUGCCUACCUUGUUUACACUGGCAUGACAGCAGAGGAUGCUCUUCAGCUAUAUGCAAAUAAACGCACCACCAAUAAUCAAGGAGUAUCGAUACCAAGCCAACGUCGAUAUGUGGGAUACUGGGCAGAUUCACUUUCUUUUCCCAAGAACGUUGGUGAGAGUCAUGGACCUCCUAAAGUGAUCUUGCCUAAUUCUCGUGUUAGAGAAUUGAGAAGAAUUCGACUUUAUGACAUGGUUAACACUGAAUCCGUCUUCUUUGUGGUCUCGGAGUUGCAAGAGAUUCCCGGCCAGUUAUACCGUCCACCAGUGGAAGUUGCCAAGAGUUGCCUAAGACCAAUUAAGAAAGGAUAUCAGAGAAAUAAUAGUCCUCGAUAUUACAUCUCAUUCACAGAAGGCAAUGAAGAAGAGGAGGAUUUAAAACCUCCAGAAUCGCGCCUUAUCAUUCAAAUGGACACAGAGAGUCCUAUAAUCUACCAGAAGACCACUCUUGACCAUUAUUUUGAUACACCUAUACAAGUCAAUGGAGAUGUACGUGUCAUAUUCUACGAGAAAAUGAUAGGAGGACGUCUCUUCUACGUCUGCUUUAAUACAGCUUUCAUUAGGAAUGGCUUGCUGCAGUUCUCCAUGCGAGAUUUGGAUAAAGUUGGGACUAAAGGUAGAUCAAUAUGUGGCCCUGCCUUCUGCUUGGAGUUGCUCUUUGCUCCAGCUAAUUCACAGCAUUCAGGCUUGCUAACUGAGAAUGACGAUUAUGAUGAUGACAUUAGUAACAAUUCUCCUUGA